CUGAGGAAAGGGGACUCUAUACCUAAUCCUCAUCCUAAAUCAAAUUCACAAAUUCCCAAAUCCCUAAUAUUUCCAAAUCGAAGAAAUUUUCUUGCUGUUGGGUUUUCGUUUUUGUGGUCAUUGAAUUCUCAAAGAAGAAGGAAAAAGAUUCUUAUGGCAGUGAAGGACACGUUCUACCUAUCGCACGGAUCCCCCACGCUGAGCAUCGACGAGUCGAUUCCGGCCAGAAAAUUCCUCCAGUCUUGGAAGGACACGGUCUAUCCUCACAAACCCACCUCCAUUCUCAUCAUCUCGGGACACUGGGAGACCGCCGUCCCCACCGUCAACUCCAUUUCCGGCCGCCACGACACCAUCUACGACUUCUACGGCUUCCCCAAAUCCAUGUACCAGCUCAAGUACCCUGCCCCCGGCUCCCCCCACCUCGCCAACUGCGUCAAGCAGCUGCUUACGUCCUCCGGCUUCGGCCCUGUGGACGUAGACAGCAAGCGGGGGCUCGACCAUGGCGCAUGGGUCCCGCUCAUGUUGAUGUACCCGGAGGGAGACAUCCCGGUUUGCCAGUUGUCGAUUCAGACAGAGAGGGACGCCACUUACCAUUACAACAUGGGGAGGGCGCUGGCUCCACUCAAGGAGGAGGGCGUCCUUAUAGUGGGGUCCGGUAGCGCCACUCACAACUUAAGGGCGUUGAAGAAGACAAAGGGCAAUGGUGUUGUCCCUUGGGCUCUCGAGUUUGACACAUGGUUCAAGGACGCUCUUCUCGAAGGAAGGUACGAGGAUGUGAACAAGUACGUGGAGAAGGCACCGCAUGCGAAAAUGGCGCAUCCUUGGCCGGAUCACCUUUACCCGCUGCAUGUAGCGGUGGGGGCUGCUGGUCCGGAUGCGAAGGCUAAGCAAAUCCACGACAGCUGGGAGCUCGGUGCUCUUUCGUAUGCCUCCUAUCAGUUUACAUCACCUUGAACUCAGAACUACUUGCAGCUUCCAGUUGAAGAUUGUAAUAGGGUGUGCCGCGGCGGUGGCGGCUGCGGCCAUCAAUCAUGUCAAUAAAGUUGCCAUGAAUGAAUGAUUGUGUAUUACUGAAUGCUAAUUUGUCAGUUACCCCAUUAUCCAAUUUCACUUUGUUUGCCUUC
This is a messenger RNA of Pyrus x bretschneideri (Chinese white pear), 1124 nucleotides long. RefSeq names its product extradiol ring-cleavage dioxygenase-like. NCBI's taxonomy places the organism in Eukaryota, Viridiplantae, Streptophyta, Magnoliopsida, Rosales, Rosaceae. The transcript has a single exon. The record is from RefSeq and is a predicted model, not a curated record. Bases 154 to 954 code for a protein of 266 amino acids. Gene Ontology annotation, molecular function: oxidoreductase activity, acting on single donors with incorporation of molecular oxygen; zinc ion binding; ferrous iron binding.